Molecule: messenger RNA, 3738 nt
Organism: Lachancea fermentati
Lineage: Eukaryota; Fungi; Ascomycota; Saccharomycetes; Saccharomycetales; Saccharomycetaceae
Source: the annotation of a GenBank genome assembly
AUGUCGAUGGCAAUGCAAGCAGCUAUAGCAGCUACUGCACAACCCUCAGAUCAUCUUGAUCGUGUUGUGCAGUCUGUGACAGAUGCUACCAAAAGAUUGUCCCAGAUCUCCACUAGCACGACGAAUACAACAACAAAGUCGUCGAAGCGUAGAUCUAGAGACACAAUUGGGCCUUGGAAGCUUGGCAAAACGCUUGGAAAGGGCUCUUCCGGUCGUGUCAGACUUGCUAAAAACAUGGAAACAGGUAAACUGGCUGCUAUAAAGAUUGUGCCCAAAACAAAAUCUUCUUCGAGACCAAACUCACUGCCCUACGGCAUUGAGCGUGAAAUCAUCAUUAUGAAGCUAAUCUCCCACCCUAAUGUCAUGGGCCUUUAUGAAGUGUGGGAAAACAAACUGGAAUUAUUUCUGGUACUUGAAUACGUCGAUGGCGGCGAACUUUUCGAUUAUUUGGUGUCGCGCGGUCGGUUACCUGAAAGAGAAGCUAUCCAUUAUUUCAAGCAAAUAAUCGAAGGAGUUGCAUACUGUCACAGCUUUAACAUAUGUCACCGUGACUUGAAGCCUGAGAAUUUGUUAUUGGACAAAAAAAACAGACGUAUCAAAAUCGCGGAUUUUGGGAUGGCUGCAUUACAAACUUCCAAUAAACUUCUCGAGACAUCCUGUGGGUCACCCCAUUAUGCGUCACCCGAAAUCGUUAUGGGCAAAACUUAUAACGGUGGGCCAAGUGAUAUCUGGUCGUGCGGUAUUGUUUUGUUUGCACUACUCACUGGCCAUCUUCCAUUUAACGAUGACAACGUCAAAAGAUUACUUUUAAAAGUUCAGUCUGGGAGAUACCAAUUACCUUCAAACAUGUCAGCUGAGGCGCGCGACCUCAUUUCAAAGAUAUUGAUUGUAGAUCCAAGUAAGAGAAUUAGCAUUCAGGGCAUUCUGUCACACCCUCUGAUCACGAAAUAUGAUACAAAACGUAGCAAAUCUAAUUCCAAUUUACAUCUUCUCAACAAUUCCGCUGCUCAAAUUGUUACGCUUGAAAGUAAGCAAGAUGUUGACCCCACAAUUUUACAGAAUUUACAAAUUCUGUGGCAUGGUGCUCCAAAAGAAUUUAUCAUCAGACGUCUAUUGCAACCUGAUUUCACCGAAGAGAAAAUGUUUUAUUCCCUGCUUUUAGCAUACCAACAAAGACAGUCAAAUCAAAACCAGAAGCAGAAGGAACCUUCCGUGAAUGCUCCGAAAGUCAUUCAGAAAUCUCAAUUCAGCGUUCCAUCGAUAAGAUCCCAAUACUCACCAAAAAAGGAACAUGUUGCUUCAUCUUCUCGGGUCUUCAAAUCCAACUCUAACAGAUUUAUUCACUCUGCUUCUAAAAGAUCUUUGCAUAGUUCAACAUCCAAAAGAUCACUAAGAUCUUCUGCCUCCAAGAAAUCUUUAAGAGUAUCUCCUGAAAAAUCUCUUAUCAGCAAGUCUUCGAAUACUCCAACAAUGCAUCCACCGCAACCGGCGGAACCACUUGAAUCGUCAAAAAGGUCCUUAUAUUCUUUGAAAUCGAUCUCUAAGCGUUCGGUUAAUUUGAAGGAUUAUUUGAACGAUGAGUCUAGCUCAAUUCCCCCGCUACCAACCCAAUCUGAAUUUGAAAUGUUAUGCGAGCAAAUACUUUUCGGUGGUGGCCUCAGCGGAAUCAAGGAAGAAGGCCCUGAGGAAAAUGAAAUAUCUAAUGAUUUCAAUUAUAAUACCUCUCAGGACGACUCAAACGAUUCUCGCAUUGAAACUCAAACGUCAGUUGAUACCAUUACAGCUCCUGUAGUAAACAAGACUCAGUCCCAUAGCCCCGGAAAAGCUCCUGAACCUGACACUUACCCUCUUCCAAGAAGACCUGUUGAGAAAACUGCAGAUCAAAAGCAGCGUAUUGUCUCUGCUCCGACAUCGAAGGAAAAACCAAUCUCACUUGACCCUCGUCGUAAUGUUUCUCAACCCAAUUCAAUCGAGAUGCUAUUGGCUAAGUAUAGUUUAAGAACUCACUUGAGGUCAAAGUCCAAUUUGAAAAAGCUGAGAAACAGUGGGGAUUGGUCUAUUGAAAAAGAUUUUGAUUUUGGAUCGUCCGAGAAUGCCGUACAACCAGUGGCAGAAUCUACAAUGGAGGCGAACACAUCCACAGCUUUGAAUCAUGGCCUGCUAACAAGCGUUCUGGCUCAAUCUAGUACGAUUGAAAGUACAAGUAGCCAUGCCUCGCGCCAAGAAUCGAGCAGCUUCGAACCACUGUUGUCCUUACCAUCCAGCACGCUUAACAGCUCGAUGACAUUCAAGAAUUUGAGUCAAUUUCUUUCUGAGAACGCUGUGCAACCAAGAAGAACGGCUUCAGUGGCUCAUAGUACUGAUCCUAAAUCAGAGACGCUCACUUUGGCACCAGUGAGGAAACAGUCGAAAAAGCAGACCCUAGCUCCUCGAACUAGUUUAAAUGUGCCAGCGUCCCGUAAGCCAAGUCAAGUAAGCACUGAUGCGCGCUCUGAAAAUAGAUCCGAAUAUUUUUCGGACAUGUCCUUUGCGUUGGAGAUACCCACGCAUACCUUUACAGCCCAGGCUGUUCAAAUAUCCAACGGUAGUUCUUUGGAGCAGCUUGAAAUUCCCAAGCACGUGGAAACAAUGCACGCAGAGCCCGUCGAAGAAGAGAUCAAUAUCUUCGAGGAUGCACCCGGGGAUACUGCUUCUGUUGCGACAAGUUCGUCUGGGGUUGAUUCCCAAUUGCAAGCACAUCGUAAGGCAACAUCAAUUGAUACUUUGAACACGACUAAUCUAUUGACUACGUCGCCUACAGAUGUCCGAGUGUCGUUGUAUGCUAACAACAUAGCGUCUUCUAUUGGAUUGCCCAGAGAAACAACCGAGGAGAUUAUUUCCAAAUUCAAACUAUCGCCCGAGAAGGGUAUGCAGAUGCCCCAGAAGCGCUUUUCGUAUCAGCAAGGUAAGAUACCUCUUUCUCAAAGCAUGAUUUCCUUAUUCAAAGAUUUGGAUGACGAGCAAGACGAAAUUGAGAAUAAUUCGACUAAACCAGGUGGCACACAACAUGGGUUAGACAAUUUCCAAGAGACCACCACAAAUGAAGAGCCCACGCAGGGCGAGCCUCGUGCGGCAGAAAACAAGAAGCCUGAGCUCGAGGGCAAAAAACGUGUAACCAUGCUGUUCGACGACGAUACGGAAAAUGUGUUCAAGGCCUCCCCGAUCAAGCGCCCCCCCGCGCCAGCGACCACGGCAACGCCAAAGGUUUCUACGUCAAAGGCAAGUGCGCCCGCUCCAUUUAGAAAGAGCAAGCUCACGACGGUGGUCGAGUGCGAGCACUCGCCGCCACCUAAACCACAGCGCGCUCCCGUGCAGAUGGCAAAACCUGUGUCAACAGGCGGCAACUGGUUCACAAAACUCAUGCGUACGUUGGCUCCGCGUUCUAACCGUGGGCCGGCGUUGACGCGAGACCACGUUACGUCGCUUCCAUUCGAGGAAGCACACCUGGUAGUGUUACGCGAGUUCGGGAACAACGCGGUAGACUACGAGCUCAAGCGUCUGGACAAGCGCGGCACGCACAGCCGCGCAGAGUACGCGUGCCAAUUCGUACAGGGCCGGUUCCGAUUCAAGAUUCGCAUCGAGGGCGACACGCGCAGCGCAAACAUCCAUGUCAAGAAGCGCGGUGGGAACGUGGACGCCGACGCGUUCCAGCGCUUCAACAACGACAUUGCCAAAGUACUGCGUAAGGCACAAUGCUAG